AAAAAAAUCAAGUAUUGGUUCUUUAAAUAUCAUUUCCUGAGCCAGUUCAUGUUGAACUGAAAUUUCUGCUAGUCCAACUCUCUGUUUUUCCGUCAUUGCCUAUUAACAUAUCUUAGGUACCUUAAGCUUUGAGUAGCUACAGUCACAGCUUGAUGCCAUAAUAGGAAGGCAUAAUUGUUGUCAAAAGUAACUGUAAUAUUAAGGGCACUACAUAGGACGAUUUUCCCUGGUCCCCACAACCCCAUAGGGAUAGCCCUGGGAUGAGAAAGUGAGUAUGUGAGAGAAACCUAAUGAGGAGUACCCCAUAGAAUAUAAAUGAGAAUGAAUGAGAUAAAAUCAGGUGUUCUAAGAUACUUCUACAGCUUUAUUUUUUAUGUUGGGCCUGACCUAAGAAAAAUUAAUGAAAUGGGAUCCUCUUGCCAAUUCUGAAGCUAAGGGAGAAGCUCAUAUAUGUGAUUUGGCAAGAACAUUGCUUUCAUGGGUCAGCUUUUUUUUAAGGUACUACAGUUUUUUCUACCUUAAUUCAUCAUUUCCAACAUCACUGUUAAGAGUCUCAUACUACAUGCUUCAGACAUUCAAGAUGCACUUGGAAUCUGUGCAAGAAUUUAGUUAUUUCUGUUAGUCAGUUGCAUGUGUGAUGUCAUUUUUGGCUUUAAAUGUCUCUGUUUUCCCUUUUCUAAUAACAGUUUCAUUCUUGAAUCACAUUUUUCAAGAACAGAUAUAAUUAACAUUUUUUCAGUUAAAUUUAAACAUGUAAAAUACUCAUAGUGAAAUAUUUACGAUGUGCAGAAUGUCUCUUUGCAUUAUCUUUCUCAUUGUCACAUGUCUUAAGAAAGAAUUUUAUAUUAGUGUUAUGCUAUCAGAAAUGCUGUUUCAAUUAGACACAAGCAUACAGAAAUAUUAAGAGAAUAGAUAAGGAGAUCAAGAUUCCGCUUUCUUAUGACCCCUCACGCUACCUCCACAGUAAAAGUAACAUUAUAUUUCUAGUUUUUGCUGCAUGGUAAUAUUAAAUGUUAUUGCAAAAGGAAAUGUACUCAACAAACACUGUAUUGGCUUAACAGGAGCACUGAGGUUUCUUUUUCUGUAUUUAUCAACAGAUCUCAUACAGGAGAAAAAUUUUCAUUGCAGUUAAAUUCUCUGUGCAAAAGCACCGGGUUUAUUGUUAUCAAGACAGAAUUAGAAUAAAAUAAUUUGACAAUAACUGAUGAUUUAAAAAAAUAUAAAAUAUUAUUUAAAGGAAUUGCUACUUUUUUGUUGUUGCUUACUUUCAAACUGACCUGAUAAGCAAUAAUUUAACAGUAUGAAUUCAUCUGUAAAUGAAGAACAUGUUGUCAACAAUAUCUUGGCUGUUAAUCUGAAACUUCUGAAGCUUCUUGGACUGUGGCAAGGUCACACAGCUUCUUUCAAAUUCUCAUGGGCAAUAAAGCUGUUUAUCUUUUAUAGAUGGGCACUUCUUAUCAUUAUGUAUCUCCACACUGCAACAGAAUACUUAGAUAUUGUGUUCACAUGGGGAGACUUAGAAAAUCUAGCUGCUACUGGCAGUGUAACUUUAAUUUACACUACUUGUAUAAUGAAACAGACAGUAUUUCUGCUAUUUGAGAAACGUCUUCAAGAUUUGGUUCAUAGUCUGCGAAGUGGUAAUUUAGCAACAUCAUUGAGGUGGACCAAACAGCAUUUUGAGAUCUUGCAUAUUGCUGAUCGCCGUGCACAAGCUGCUAGUUGGAGGUACUACUACCUCUGUAUUGGCACUAUUAUCUCAUUUUUUAUAACAUCCAUUAUUAGUUCAUAUGGUACAGCCUUUGGACUUGAAGGAUUCAGCCAAGGGAACCAAACAGUAAAAACUUUAGUGUUCAAAGCAUGGUUUCCAUUUGACAUUCAACAGUCAGGCUAUUUUGAAAUAGCUUUUUGUUUCCAAAUAAUAACUUGUACCAUGGGACCAGCUAUCAAUGUAGGAAUGGAUACCUUACUUGUGAGUGUGAUCAUCAAUUGUUGCGGUGAAUUCAGAGUACUGAAGUAUUCACUGAGAACAAUCAGGGAACGAGCAGAAGAGUUACUGGCUUCAGAGAAGUCAUUUCGAGAAGAAAAUCUCAGUGUAAGUGAGAUGAUACAAUCUAAGGAGAAUGUAAGAACAGAACAAGCCGGGGUUUUAACAGGUAGGUAAGCAUUAUAUUUAACUCAUUUAUUAGGAGAUAGACUAAAGACCAAAGACAUAUGAACUCCUUCAGGCAGAAAUCAAACCAAUACAUACAGAAAAUAUUUCGCUUGUGGAUUUAGGUCCUUCCAGAUUUUAGAUGUCACAUACGGGGUCCGAUAUUGUAUAUACCAGUCUGAAAAUAUGGUCGAUUUCUGACAGAUUAUUAUAUAAGCCCUUGUGCAUAAUUUUAGCGAAUGUUCGGUGCGGAUGAUUAUUAAAUUUAUUUUAUUUUAAUGGUACAUAAAGGCAUUAAUUUUAGGUAAAUAUGUUUAGAUAUAUGAGUAAUACUUAGAAAGAAAUUGGGAGAAAGAUUGAAUGAAAAAUAAAAUGUUUCCACUGUACAAUAUGAGACAAAAUACCCACUGGUGGUUUAACAAUAUAUGAAUCAGAAGAAGCUGGGAACCACUGCUCAAAAUAACUAGCUUAUUUGCUCAAGCAUGUGGAAUUGACACAAUGUGGCAAAACUGUCAUGUACCUGUCAACAAUAUGUAUCUGUAUACAAAAGUAAAAUGUGCGUGAUUGUGUGUCUUCUUUCAGUGGACAUUGGAUGUAAUGAGAUAUUUUCUAACAGUCAAAAUAACAAAAAUCUUGGACAGGAAGUUCACUUCUCACAAGAAGAUCUGGAUUUAAAGUCAAACAUCUGCUUAGUGGAAUGUAUACAGCACCAUCAAUUGAUUUUAGAGUAAGUGGUAGUGAUUUCUCUUAUCUCAAAUUUUAAAGUACUAAUGGCAAUCAUCUGAAUAACCAAAGUAGAUAAAAAUUCAAGUGCGGUUAGUAAUAUACAGGGCGAUUGAAAAGGUUAGGGCCAAACUGAAGGAGCGCGUAGAGGAACUCAGAAAGAACAACUUUCGAAUAGGAAUCAUGUCCUCCAAAGUUAUCCUGAGUCAGUCGAGGCCACUGAAUGUAGGGAAGUCUGAUA
Messenger RNA from Zootermopsis nevadensis, 3113 nucleotides. NCBI's taxonomy places the organism in Eukaryota, Metazoa, Arthropoda, Insecta, Blattodea, Termopsidae. The record is from RefSeq and is a predicted model, not a curated record.